AUGAGCAAAAAUUAAAAAAAGCAAAAUAAAAAUUAAAAUGAACAAAAAAAAAAUAACUAAAAAGCAGAAAGCGACUUAGAAUUUUUGCAAUAGUACAUAAAAGAACAAGAAAAUACCAAGAGUGCAUAAAAGCCCUCUUAAAAAAAGGAAGAAUAAUCUGAUUAAAAUUCUUAAUAAAUAAACUAAAAUACAUAUGGAAAUUUAGGACCUGCCUAUAAGGAAGGUAUGGAGUUGAUAAAUACGAGAUAUUAAGAUAAUUCAGAAAUAAUUAAUUUAGGAUCGUGGUAAGAAGGUGAAACAAAAUAAACAAGCCCACCCACAAUUCCAAUAGAAAAACAAUAUCCAGAAAAAAAUUACCCACAAGGAUAAAUAAUGGAAUACACAAAAGAUUAAGCGUUCCGUACAUCAUCAUAGGAAAUGAAAGAAAGAGAAAAAUUGAUGGAUCAUUAAAUAGAAUGCUUAAGAAAAGCUGCUGAAUGUCAUCGUUAAGUAAGAAAAUACUGCCAACAAAUAAUCCGACCUGGCAAGCGUUUAAUUGAUAUUUGUGAACAAAUUGAAGAAAUGAACCGUUUUCUCAUUUAAGAAAAUGGUCUUGAAGCUGGUAUAGCAUUUCCUACUGGAUGUUCCCUUAAUCACGUAGCAGCUCACUAUACUCCUAAUAAUGGAGAUUUUACUACUAUAGAAUAUAAUGAUGUAUGUAAAAUAGACUUCGGGACUUAAGUAGAAGGUAGAAUUAUAGAUUGUGCCUUUACUGUCGCCUUUAACCCUAAAUACGAGAUGCUUUUGAAAGCUGUAAAAGAGGCCACAAAUGUUGGUAUAAGGGAAGCUGGAAUAGAUGUAAGAAUUCCUGAUGUAGGUGCCGCUAUAUAAGAAGUAAUGGAGAGUUUUGAAGUAGAAAUGGAUGGUAAGGUUUAUCCAGUUAAAGUUGUUAGAAAUUUAAACGGACAUUCAAUUGAUCCUUAUAAUAUUCAUGCUGGAAAAAGCGUACCUUGUGUCAAAUCUGGACCAAAUGUAAAAAUGGAAGAAGGAGAAUAAUAUGCUAUAGAAACAUUCGGAGUUAUUAAUGGAAAAGGAAUGAUUUUUGAAGAUGGAGAAUGUUCACAUUAUAUGAAGGAGUUUGGUAAAGAAAUGGUACCUUUAAGAAUUCCUAAAGCAAGAAAUCUCUUGAAAUUUAUAGAUAAUAAUUUUGGAACUUUGGCAUUUUGUAGAAGAUGGUUAGAUAGAGGAGGAUAAACAGGACAUGUUUUGGCAUUAAAGUAAUUAUGUGAUGCUGGUAUUGUUAAUCCCUAUCCACCUUUAGUAGAUAUUAGAGGAAGUUAUGUUGCUUAAUAUGAACAUACACUUAUUCUUAAACCAAGUUGUAAGGAAGUUAUAAGUAGAGGAGAUGAUUACUGAAACAUUUUUUAUAUAAUUG
Messenger RNA from Ichthyophthirius multifiliis, 1414 nucleotides. RefSeq names its product methionine type ii, putative. The record is from RefSeq and is a predicted model, not a curated record. NCBI's taxonomy places the organism in Eukaryota, Ciliophora, Oligohymenophorea, Hymenostomatida. Gene Ontology annotation, molecular function: metalloaminopeptidase activity. The transcript has 3 exons. Gene Ontology annotation, biological process: proteolysis.